CAUUAGAAACGUCAGAAUGUCCGAGAACUGGGCGAAUUUCGGCGGUUUCAGCGGCGGCAACACCGCCAAACAGAGCACGUCUGUUGGUGGAACAGAUGAUUGGGCUGAUUUUGGCGGUUUUGAGGCUGCUACUCCUGCGCAGACUCCGCAACAGCAGCCGUCUCAGCAGCAGACGGCUCCUGCCAGCUCGUGGACUGCGUUUGCGCAGCAAGCCGCACAAUCUCCUAAAAGUGUUGCGCAGCAGCAGCAAGAGGAGAUGGUCAGACAGCAGCAACAGCAGCAAUUCCUACUGCAGCAACAACAGACACUGCAACAGACACAGAGACAGCUUCGACAGAGACAGCAGCAAGUGCAGAGACAAAGUAGUGGAAUGCAAAUGCAACCACCAGGUGCUAUUCCACCACCCGUAUCCCCUAGCAAGAGCAGGAGAGGACCACAUCUACAACAGAGUCCACAGCCUCAGGUUGCUGGUACGUCAGUAGCUUCUGGUGGGCAGAAUGUCACACUGAGGCAACCAGCACAACCGGCGGCUAAACAUGUAGGGAGACGUGAGACGUUUGUUGAGGAUCCUUUCAAAGAGCAAACUCCUCCUACUCCGGGCACGAUGGACACAAUGUCUCACGAAUCUGAUUUUUUUGCUGAAUUUGAAUCUGCUCCUGCUGCUCAGAGAUCUGGUGCAGCUUUGGAACAAUCGGGCAUAGAGAACUUUAGUGCAUUCACAGACCCAUUUGCUGACAGACAACAAACUGAAACGAUGACGACGUUACGGAGUGAUGGUUCUGGAGCUUUAGGAGUGCAGCCACAGCCCGUGCAGCAACAGCCCGUGCAGCAGACGGUACAGCAGAAUUUAGCAACUAUGCAACCACAUGCAGAUCUCAUGGCAUUGCCAUCACAACAGCAGCAAAAUGUGGUUGAUGCUAGUCAGCUGGAAGAAGCAAACAGCAAAGUGGAAACAUUACAGAAGAAGUUGACGUUGGCCGAGCAAGAAAAACUGAGAAUUGAGAAGGACCACGAAGUAUUAGUUCAAAAGCAUGAGGCAAUCAGCAGACAGUUGACCGAACAGGAGCAACAAGUCUCACAACAGAAACAGAAAUAUGAAGAGUUGCAGGUGAAGCAUGCAGAAGACCUAGAAAGUGUUCGCAAGGCAGGACAUGAAGCAUUGUGUAUAAUCGUUGAAGAGUAUAAGGAACUCUGUCGCACUGCAGUGCUGGAGGAAGGAGAGAAAUCUGAAUUGAGACUUCAAGAUGCUCUCAAGCAGGAGGCUACAAAAUGCGAAGAGCUCUUGCAACAGCAACAACAACGACUGAGUGACAUACUAAAACAAGAGCAAGAGGAGAGUGAACGCAAAACAAAGGAAGCAGUUGACAACUUGACAGAGGAAAGCAAGGCAAUGGUGCAGACUGCACUUGAAGGGGAGCAGGUUCGUAGCCAGGAAGCAAUAGAAAAGGCUGUGAAUUCUGAAGCUGAAAAGAGCGCAAAGUUGCUACAGGUGGCUGUGGAAGAGGAACAAGAGAGGUUCAAUAAGCUGCUGGAAGAGCAAAAGGAACAACAUAGUAAACAAAUAGUAGAAGAACAAGCUGCCUCUAGAGCCGCCAUUGAAAAAGCAUUGGAAGAAGAACGAACGGUGACAAAGGAUGCCAUACGGGAGGCUGUCGCUGUUGAACGAGAAAUAGGAGAAGCUGCAUUGUCUCGAGCUGUAGAAAGAGUUCAAGAGGAUGUUGCUCGCAGCUUGAAAGAGCAGCAACGGGUUGCAGAGAAUGUUCAACAGAGGCAACUUUCUGCUGUCGAUUUAUUUCUGGAGAGCAGUAGAAAGCUGCUGCAGAAUCUAAUGACACAGCAGACUUCUGCCGACUCGGCCAUUGCAUCACAUCGUGACCAGACUGAGCCAGCUGUCAUCUUGCAUUCAGAAUCAGCAUAAAUUAUGUAAAUAGCCACACCCUCGCUGAACGAGACGUUACUAACCAAGUAACUCUAGCUAUUGCAUCCUCGUGAAAUUUGUCAGAGCAUCUAGUUGCCUUCCAACUCACAGUUGAGUCUCUUCAGAGUGCAUUCACACAAACGCGCAUCUAACCCAAUUUCUCGCUGCUGUUUCUUCGGAAAUCGAAUUGGAAAUGUUAUAUCUGUUCGUUCGCUUCGUAUCUCUCGUAUCCGUCGGUCGGGAUUGCUAUUCUUCUCUAUUUCUUAUCCAUCCAGCAAAGCACAUUCGUUUGUAUAAAACCCGGCGGGGCGGGGCCGCCGUGUGCAAGCAAGUCAGUAGGUGGAGUUUUGAAGGCGGAUAUGCAUAUUUGUGCAAUUGCAAAUUCGGUUUGAUCGUCUUUACGUCACAUGUACCGUGCUUAUAGUUGUGUGGCAUCGUAUUGCUUGCCGGGAGUCUGUGAACAACGGGCCAGACGUGAGGCGUUGCAGUGCCAUUCAAAUGAUGGUAAGGGUAAACGGAAUCCUUCUAAUGCAAUUGGUCUUGGCGUUCGCUAUCUAAUCUCAUGAUUCCGUUUUGUCGUGCAUUUAUUGUCGUGCUUUGCUUCAUGACGGUCGUGCAGGCUCACGCACAGCUACCGCUCGGUGAUGGUGAUGAUGGUGGACAAGGAGGCAACGUUCAAGGUGGAAACAAUCUUGUAGCUCUACCGGCAGGUGACGGUGUCGAGUUGUCCGUGUAGCUUGUAAUCUAUACGGUCUGCUGUAUAGGCAGUCUGUCUCGUACUUUAGAUCUAAGCUGCGUGUAGUGUGUGUGUCUGGCUGUGUGUGGGACUGACUGUGUGUGUCUGGCUGUGUGUGGGACUGAGUGUGUGACUGUGUGUGUGUGUGUGUGUUUGUGUGUGUGUGACCGACUGUGUGUGUGUGUGGGUGUAAGACUACAUGUCUGGCUGUCUGUCGGUGUGUGGAUAUGCUUACAGACGCAAUGAAACGACUGUGUUGAAACACAAGUAUCUGUAGUUCUAGUUUGCUUGUGUGGCCUCUAUGCACGAAAGACUAUCAGUUGCAUUGUUUUGUGUGGGCUUCUGAGGAAUUAUGCAUGUAGACCUAACUAGACUGCAUGGAUAGACCAACACACAAUAUUUGGUCAGCUUUCAGUUGAUCACAAGAAAUUUUUUGUCUAUAACUUUGUCUGCUGGUGGUCAGAAAGUCACCAUGCAGGUAGUAGAUGUAGGAAGAAGGAAAUGACACGGAUAAAUACUUAGCUAGUGCAGUCUCAACAUACCAAUUGCAUGUCUGGGGAUUCCCUCGAAUUCUCCAAAAACUCAUUACUAUUGUAAUCUGUGCUUAGUCACUAAUUACUCUACUGAUGCAUGAAGUUCUUGCUAUUGAUCAUAUGUUUGUGUUUUUUUUUUUUGACUACAUGGUACAUACUCAGAUCCUGCUCAGUGGACUGCACAACAUGUCCAGCUGUUUCUUACUUGGUUUAAAGAUUACACCUCGCUGAACUCUCUCGAUCCAGCCGUAUUCCAUGGCAUUGAUGGACCGAGUCUAAUGAACAUGUCCUGUGACCAGUUUAUGGCUCUUUGUGAGGAUGGCGACAUAAUCCAUUCGUUUCUUCAAAGUCAAUACUAGAAGCAGCGUCUACACAAACCUGCUCAUCAAAAACGUUACUACUGCUAUGCAGUCAACAGUACACACCUUGUGGUCGUGAAUAUCUAAGUUGUAUGCAGAUACCUGCAGCCAAAAAAAUUUGUUGACUUUUAGAUGUGGGAGGAAUGACCCGAACAACAUUUUGACAUUUACUAGUAGAGUAAGACAAGUCACUGUGUUAGGACACUACAGAACAAUGAUGAUGAUUUCUAAUCAUGCAGAGUAUAAGUCAAUCAAUUUUCAAAGGAUUGAUUAUGUAGUGCAA
Molecule: messenger RNA, 3829 nt
Organism: Corticium candelabrum
Lineage: Eukaryota; Metazoa; Porifera; Homoscleromorpha; Homosclerophorida; Plakinidae
Product: coiled-coil domain-containing protein 91-like
Exons: 16
Coding region: 17-1918 (633 amino acids)
Biological process (GO): Golgi to lysosome transport
Cellular component (GO): trans-Golgi network
Source: RefSeq, a predicted model, not a curated record